This is a messenger RNA of Peromyscus californicus insignis, 4180 nucleotides long. RefSeq names its product SUMO interacting motifs containing 1 (gene Simc1). Bases 108 to 3464 code for a protein of 1118 amino acids. The record is from RefSeq and is a predicted model, not a curated record. The transcript has 10 exons. Lineage: Eukaryota; Metazoa; Chordata; Mammalia; Rodentia; Cricetidae.
CCCAGGGUAGGCGCCGCGGUCGCUGCAGUCGCUUCAGCAGCUGGAACCGGAGUCGCAGUCGCCGGGGUCGCUGGCCGCCGGCGCGUGGCUCAGCCGGGCCCGUAGCCAUGGAGGACUUCAUCGUGAUCUCCGACGACAGCGGCUCCGAGAGCUCGGCCGGGACCCGCUCGGGCAGGGCGCGGAGGCUGCGCCGGGCCCUGUCCCGGACCCCCGGCGCGCUGCCCCGCCGAACCGUGGACUUCAUUGACCUAACUAGAGAGACCAGAACAAGGGCAAAAGAUCGUAAUGGACUCUGUGUGAUUGAUCUGACAAGAAGUGAGGAAGAAAAUAGACCUAUUGCCACUCUUGAUUUGACUUUGGAACCUGUAGCUUCCUCUCAGAAGGAGCCACCCAGUCUUCAGACAUGUGCCAGUCUUUCAGGCAAAGAGGUGAUGGAAGCCCAGGGAGAUAGAGGCUCUCAGCCUACAGCACAGAGAAUGGUCAACAAUGAUCCUGUAGAUUUGGAUUUGUUGGAGGAAAACAUGUUUGAAGGUUCUCGACCCCCUACAGCUAUCAGCCAGGACUCUGUUUAUCCAUCAGAGCCAAACUGUAGCUCAGUCAUGUACAAAGGUGGCCUUAGCUUCUUGACAAGCCUACAUCUCUCUUCAGAUGUUAGCUCCUUCUCCUCAACAAGCAAUAACAGUAGCAGCAGCAAUCAGAGAGCCUCUUUGCCAUGCCCACAGCAAGAUGUGCCUUGCCAACCACAAGGCUUGCUGUGCCCGCUACAAGCCUUAUCAUGCCCACUAAGAGCUUCACCAUGUCCACCACGCGCUUCCUCAUGUCCACCACAAGCCUUGUCAGGUCCACCACAAGCCUUGUCAUGUCCAUCACAAACUUUGUCAUGUCCAUCAAAAACUGUGCAGUGCCAACUCCAAGCUUUGCCUCAUCCACCUCAAGAAGUGCCAUGCCCUCCUCAAGAUGUGCCAUGCCCUCAGCAGAAUAUGCCAAGCAUACGUCAAAAUUUAUCAUGGCAUCCUCAUCAACACCCACUAUACCCACCCCAAGACACUCUGGGCCUACCUCAAGAUGCAUCAGGUCGACCUCAAAACCUGUCCUAUCCACAAGUUGUGACACAACUGCAAGACAUGCCAUGGUCACUGCAAGACAUGCCACUGUCACUACAAGAUGUGCUGCAGUCACUGCAAGAUGUGCCACCACUGCUGAGAGAUGUGCCACCGUCAUCAGAAGUGAUGCAGUUACCCGGAGGUGUGAUACGGUCAUCAGGAGGCAUGAUGAGGUCAUCAGGAGGUGUAACACAGUCACUAGGAGGUGUGAUGCAGUCAUCAAGAAGUGUGAUGAAGUUACCAAGUGUGCCACAGUCAUCAGGAGAUGUGAUGCAGUCACCAGGUGUGCCACAGUCAUCAGGAGAUAUGAUGCAGUCACCAGGUGUGCCACAGUCAUCAGGAGAUGCGAUGCAGUCACCAGGUGUGCCACAGUCAUCAGGAGAUGUGAUGCAGUCACCAGGUGUGCCACAGUUAUCAGAUGUGAUGAAGUCAAGUGUGCCACAGUUAUCAGAUGUGAUGCAGUCACCAGGUGUGCCACAGUUAUCAGAUGUGAUGAAGUCACCGAGUGUGCCACAGUUAUCAGAUGUGAUGCAGUCACCAGGUGUGCCACAGUCAUCAGGAGAUGUGAUGCAGUCACCAGGUGUGCCACAGUCAUCAGGAGAUGUGAUGCAGUCACCAGAUGUGCCACAGUUAUCAGAUGCGAUGCAGUCACCAGGAAAUGUGUCACAGUCAUCAGGAGAUGUGAUGCAGUCACCAGGUGUGCCACAGUCAGUUAGAGAUGCACCACACUUACCAGGAGAUGUGUCGCACUCACCACAAGGGUUAUUGGACUUAGCAAGAGACAAGCCAAAAUCUGCCCCAGAUGAUGUGCAGAAUCGUGACACUCCUAUGGAUAUCUCAGCUCCGUCCUCUCCAAGUUGCUCUGCCAGCCCACUGUCUCCACAGUCUGAAUUUUCCUUAGAAAAAGUUCCUUGGCUGUCUGUCACAGACACCUUAGCCAGAAAAGAGAGAUCAUUUCCACAGCUUGCCAACCCUGGGUCUGCCCAGAUACAAGGACAAAUACCACAAGUUGGGGUAUACAAUAGACCUUGCCUGCAUAGACUGAAAUACUUCUUACGACCGCCAGUGCAUCAUCUCUUCUUCCAGACAUUAAUACCAGAUAAAGACACACGGGAGAGCAAGGGUCAGAAAUUAGAGCCCAUCCCUCAUCGAAGACUAAGAAUGGUGACAAACACUAUUGAAGAAAACUUUCCUUUGGGGACUGUGCAGUUCUUAAUGGACUUUGUUUCACCCCAGCAUUACCCACCCAGAGAAAUUGUGGCUCACAUCAUCCAGAAAAUCCUGCUCAGUGGCUCUGAGACUGUGGAUGUCCUCAAGGAGGCCUACAUGCUUCUCAUGAAAAUUCAACAGCUGCAUCCAGCCAAUGCCAAGACCGUGGAAUGGGACUGGAAACUGCUCACCUAUGUCAUGGAAGAAGAGGGACAGACUCUUCCAGGACGAAUCCUCUUUCUACGUUAUGUAGUACAAACCCUGGAAGAUGACUUCCAGCAGAUCUUGAGGAGACAGCGGCAGCACCUCCAGCAAUCCAUUGCAAACACUGUUCUUUCGUGUGACAAACAGCCCCACAACGUCAGAGAUGUUAUCAAGUGGCUGGUCAAAGCAGUGACUGAAAAUGAAUUAACACAGCCCCCAGAUGGGACUCAGACCUCUUCAGGAGCAGGAGUCUUGAAAACUAGCAGUGACCACUUGUCUCCCCAUCCUAACCUGACCAGGAACACCAAUCAGCUGGUUGUGUGUCAGCUUCAGAGGAUGUUGUCCAUCGCUGUGGAGGUGGACAGGACUCCUACCUGCAGCUCCAAUAAAAUAGCUGAGAUGAUGUUUGGGUUUGUGCUGGACAUCCCUGAGAGGAGUCAGAGGGAGAUGUUCUUUACUACUAUGGAAAGCCAUCUUCUACGCUGCAAAGUGUUAGAGAUCAUAUUCCUCCACAGCUGUGAGACGCCCACCCGGCUUCCCUUGUCUCUGGCCCAGGCCCUCUAUUUUCUGAACAACUCCACAUCACUGCUCAAGUGUCAGUCAGAUAAAGCCCAGUGGCAGACAUGGGAUGAGCUGGUUGAGCAUCUGCAGUUCCUGCUGUCCAGUUAUCAGCAUGUGCUGAGAGAGCACCUACGGAGUUCAGUGAUUGAUCGGAAAGAUUUGAUCAUCAAAAGAAUCAAGCCCAAGCCCCAGCAAGGAGAUGACAUCACGGUGGUGGACGUGGAAAAGCAGAUUGAGGCCUUCCGCAGCCGCCUGAUCCACAUACUGGGAGAACCUCUAGUCCCCCAGCUCCAAGACAAAGUGCAUUUGUUAAAGCUGCUGCUCUUCUAUGCUGCCGACUUGAACCCCGACACAGAGCCUGCCCCACAGCCUGCCCCACAGCACUGAGGCAGCCAAACUUCUAAGCAUUGAGUACCAAGAAUACCUCCUGACUGUCGCCAGCUACUUAGAAGCUCUGAAGUACAAACAGUAGUUAAGAAUAUCAUAGGACCAAACCUAUCUUAUUUAUCUGUAGGCUGUAAUCACUUUGAAACUCUUCAGUAUAUCUUUUUUUAUAAUCCUUAUCCUAGCCUAUUCAAAUGUGGCUUAAAUAUACAAUGUGUAUAUAUUUUUUAUUAAAUUAUUUAUCUAUGCUUUGGAAACAGGCAAUACGAUAUGCACUAUAUGUCCAACAUUUCCAUUCAAGAUGUGAAAAGACCCCCUUCUGCUGAACAAUCUCCAUCAGUGUUACAUCAGUCAAGGUACUGUUCGCCUGUUUCUGGAAAGACAGUUUUUCCUGAAUAGAGCACAUUCUAUAUUAGACUUUUCAUAUUGCCUAUGAAUAUGACUGUGGCCAGUUAAUCAUAUUGCCUAUGAAUAUGACUGUGGCCAGUUAAUUAAAGCUAAGAUAACAAAGUUAAAGCUAACAAAGCAGGCAAAGAAAGGAUAGAGCCUGUUAAUGAAACACAUGAUGUCAGAAAGAUACAACAAAAGGCACUAAGUUUACAAUGCCCUGGCUCUACUACAGGGCAGGCAGAAUGGACGAGAGACCCAGGUUUGAGAAAGUAGUAAAGAUUUUUAUUGUCAAUACAAGAUUAACACAAAUAAAUUAAUUUUUACAACAA